UAGCCCUGAUCGAUCCGUUCCGCCAAACUACAUUCAGAAAGGUCGCGGUUUAAAGGUGGCUUGCUUGGCGGUUAGCGAACAGACCUGCCAGAGCAUAAAUGGGAUCUUUUUACAAAUCGUCAUCGCUCUGUAGUUAUUUCGGCACACUUUUGAUUCGUUAAUUGCAAUUCAAUUUCAAUAAAAUCUUAAUUUAUUCUUGGCUCUUACCGCUGGAGAAAGCUAGAUUAAUUUGCCGACCUGUAGGAGUAGCAAGAUAUAGAAGCGGUACUACAAGUUAAUAUUGUUUGUUAUAUGUGUGCUAAUUGUUUCCCGGGUCGAAGAAUAAAUUAUACAAAUUAAGGUCUUAAGUUUAAGGCCUUCAGUUGUCGUUUGUUAAGUGUGCACUUGGGCCAGAACCGACACCGCAUCAAAUCAACUGAUUUUUGACCGGAGUUUGGCGUGAGGGUCUUUGUGACGACUGAGCCGCCAUGAAGGCCGCAGGCAGGCUGAGCUUCAGCAACAUCACCGCCCUGGCUCCGAUGGUCCGGGUGGGGACUCUGCCCAUGAGGCUGCUGGCUCUGGACUACGGAGCUGAUGUGGUUUACUGUGAGGAGUUGAUCGACAUCAAAAUGGCCCAGUGUCAGAGAGUGGUGAACGAGGUGCUGGAGACGGUGGAUUUUGUUGCCCCAGAUGAUCGAGUGAUGUUCAGGACCUGUGAGAGGGAGAAGGACAGAGUCGUCUUCCAGAUGGGAACUGCUGACCCAGACAGAGCGCUGACCGUGGCCCGGCUUGUGGAGAAGGACGUGGCUGCUAUCGAUGUGAAUAUGGGCUGUCCAAAAGAGUACUCCACCAAGGGCGGGAUGGGAGCUGCUCUUCUGUCAGAUCCUGACAAGAUCGAGGCGAUCCUCAAGAAGCUGGUCACCGGAGUUUCCAUACCCGUCACCUGUAAAAUCCGAAUCCUGCCUUCGUUGGAGGAGACAGUCAGUCUGGUCCAGAGGAUUGAGAAGACCGGCGUCGCUGCUGUCGCUGUUCACGGCAGGUUGAAGGAGGAGCGUCCCAGACACCCCGUCCACUGCGAUUACAUUCAGGCCGUCGCUCGGGCGAUUUCCAUCCCCGUCAUCGCCAAUGGAGGUUCUCUGGAUCUGGUGAAGACAAACGCCGACAUCGAGGAGUUCAGGAAGGCGACGGGCGCCUCGUCGGUCAUGCUGGCCCGUGCCGCCAUGUGGAACGCAUCGGUGUUCAGCAGCCAGGGACCACUUCCUUUAGAGAAGGUCAUGGAGGAAUACCUCAAAUAUGCGAUCCGAUACGACAACCACGCGUUCAACUCAAAGUACUGUCUGUGCCAGAUGCUGAGAGACAAGGUGGAGUCUCCUCUGGGGAAGCAGGUGCAGGUGGCUCAGACCAACGCUGAGAUCAGCGAGGCGUACGGGCUGCAGGAGUUGUACCAGCAGACGCAGGAACGGCUGCAGGCCAGGAGGGACGCCCUGCAGAGCAGCAGCCAGCCGGAGCGACUCGUAAUGGACGGAGACGUCACCACCAUGGCUGUCAAGUUUGAGCGGAGGGAGUAUCCGCCUCACAUCACUCCAAAGAUGUUCCUGCUUGAGUGGAGCCGCAAGGAGAAACUGGAGCAGCCGCUUUAUGAGACGGUGCAGCGCUUGCAGGAUCGAGCCUUUCAGUCCAUCGUGACUGUAGCAGAGAAGAAAUACAGAUCUUCACUGUGGGAGAAGUCGAAGAAAUUUGCCGAACAAGCGGCCGCCAUCGUCUGUCUGCGAGUCCUGGGAAUACCGGAGGGUCGUAUCGGCGAGGCAGACUCCGGCCUGGUCUGCAAGAGGAAGAGGGAGGGGAAGAUGAACGGCGCCGCAGAGGAAGAGGGGAGCAACAAACGACAUGUAGCGGAUAUCCGACAGGAAACGGACACCUCAAAGACUGCUGCUGUGGCCAAUGGUGACCUUCGCAAACCAGACACGCCUCCAGAGCGACCGUAGCGCCAGCGAACAGUCAGAAACGUCUCUUUUAGUUUAAACCGGAGGAUAAAAAGCUUCUCUCGGACGUUUGUGUGAACCGGAAGAACAAAUCUGAAGCUGCUGGAAGUUUUAAAAAGCAGCCUUUAUUGGUGUUGAAGCUCAUCACUUCGUUUCUGAUGAUCCUAAAAAUUAACUCUUAAUUUAGAUGAUUUGCUCUCAAACGCAAACCGCAGCUGCUCGACUCUCUUUAAGGUUUUUCAGUUAGUUUUUUUUUUUUUUUUUUCUUUCAUCGCUUCAGUCAGAACCGGUUUUCACACGUUCAAACUGGGUUUUGCCCAGUGCAAAUACAGUCUUCCACUGGGUCGGAUGGGAGAGAGUCUUCAUCAUCGUUAUCAUGGACAUUUUUCUUUGGAUAAAAUCCCCGUUUUAACCUGGUAACUGAAGAGGUUCAGAUGUGGAUUUGCAGCCAGUAGGGGGCAGUGCUGAACCUUCAUAUUGAGGUUUCAUCAUUUAAGAUAUUUCAGAAAAACACUACUCAUUUGAACCUUGGUGCCUUACAGAAGAACCUUUUUUUUUUUUUUUGGAUGGGCCUUUAAACUCAUUAUUUUGUUUCCUGAUUGCAUCUUUUACUCUGUUGAACACGCCUCAUGUUGGAUUAAAAGAGUUUAACUGUCGUCAUCAACAUUCA
This is a messenger RNA of Siniperca chuatsi (mandarin fish), 2631 nucleotides long. It is a transcript of the gene dus2, whose product is annotated as dihydrouridine synthase 2. The record is from RefSeq and is a predicted model, not a curated record. Gene Ontology annotation, molecular function: tRNA binding; tRNA dihydrouridine synthase activity; flavin adenine dinucleotide binding. NCBI's taxonomy places the organism in Eukaryota, Metazoa, Chordata, Actinopteri, Centrarchiformes, Sinipercidae. The coding region runs from base 468 to 1964 and encodes 498 amino acids. The transcript is spliced from 16 exons. Gene Ontology annotation, cellular component: cytoplasm. Gene Ontology annotation, biological process: tRNA dihydrouridine synthesis.